This is a messenger RNA of Miscanthus lutarioriparius, 204 nucleotides long. The record is from the annotation of a GenBank genome assembly. NCBI's taxonomy places the organism in Eukaryota, Viridiplantae, Streptophyta, Magnoliopsida, Poales, Poaceae.
AUGCGCCUUGACCCCGCUCCUCCCUCCUGCUUGAUGGGAUGGUCAGUGUCAAAGCCCCAUUCCCAGAGACUGGAGUAUGGCGUCCGGUUGUCAAACACUGGGGAGGUGGACGAGAGGCGCCUCGUGUCGUACUGCAGGUCAAGGAAAGAUCAUGUAAAGAGGUACCAUGUCCUUCCACCAUACAAGAACCCGGCACGAUCAUAG